AUGCACAGAGAUCCAGAGAGCAAUUCGUAUCCAUUUGCUCGAGUGAUUCCUAGCAACAAAGAAUACUUUUUCUGGGGCUCACCUACUUUAUGGGGUGCGCGAGAUAGGCUCGGAAGAGACGUCGUCAUAAAGAUGAUAUCUGAUGUCUCUUCUCCCUCCCACGAACUACGAGCAUUACAACGGCUAAAUCGCAAAGACCUUUACUCCGAUCCCUACAAUCACACGAUUCCUGUACUGGAUUUCUUAACGUUUGAUAACCUGGUAUUCGUUGUUAUGCCCAGAUGGGAGGAUGCUUUCAUCGCCGAAUUCACGAUAGUGAUGGAAUUGAUGGAAGUCACUAAAGCCUUCCUCGAAGUACUACCGAACAAAAUUGUCCAUCUGGAUUUCCUCUGCCAGAAUACAUCGAUGAACGUUAUUUUGGACAACCAUGAAUUAUAUAAUGCGAAAGACUUGCGACGUCUGGGGGAAGUCAAAUAUGCGCUUAUCGAUUUUGGAAACGCUGUGGUAUACCCUGAGGACACUGUAAUCGAAAACGUGGUUGCCACUCGUCCUCUCAACUACUGGCUACGUGAACUCCCCAAGGUGGAAGGCCCAUACAAUCCAUUCAAAGCCGAUAUAGCAUUCUUGGGAGCGGAGCUAGAAUACAAAGUUAGGCAUAUUGAACAUAUUGUUCCUGAUCUUGGACCAUUUUUCGGCAAUUUAAAAGGCAUGAUGGACGAUACGCAAUUUACUGCUCACCAAGCGCUAUCCCGUUUCCUGGAAAUUUAUGACGGCUUGACUCCUGAACAGCUUCAAAUGCCUGUGGUGACGACAGCCUGGAGAAACGGUAAAUUGACGUACAAGAAGCCAUGGCCCUCAAAACAGUAG
Messenger RNA from Psilocybe cubensis, 867 nucleotides. RefSeq lists its product as uncharacterized. The record is from RefSeq and is a predicted model, not a curated record. NCBI's taxonomy places the organism in Eukaryota, Fungi, Basidiomycota, Agaricomycetes, Agaricales, Agrocybaceae. Bases 1 to 867 code for a protein of 288 amino acids. The transcript is spliced from 7 exons.